This is a messenger RNA of Xenia sp. Carnegie-2017, 595 nucleotides long. RefSeq names its product E3 ubiquitin-protein ligase MIB2-like. NCBI's taxonomy places the organism in Eukaryota, Metazoa, Cnidaria, Anthozoa, Malacalcyonacea, Xeniidae. Bases 97 to 492 code for a protein of 131 amino acids. The transcript has 4 exons. The record is from RefSeq and is a predicted model, not a curated record. Gene Ontology annotation, molecular function: protein binding.
GUUUGUCUGCAAGAUGAAAAUGUGAUUCGUGAAGAUUUGUGCGAAGAAAUCAGAAAUGGAGAUGGUUAUUUGAUUCAUGCGGCUUGCAAAAAGGGCAUGGAGAAGAGUUUAUUACGAUUUAUGGAACUCAUGAGACAUUUGGACUUACCUCAGUUGAACAGAAAGGAUAAACAAGGAUUCACUCCGAUUCAUAAAGCCGCAAUCAAUAAUCACAGUGGUAUUGUCUCGUACAUUGGAUCAAAAUCCAAGAUUUUUGUCAAUGAAAAGACGAAAAACUCCCAGUCUGCGUUGGUCCUUGCCGCUCAACGCGGUCAUGUUCGUGUCGUUGAAGAACUGCUUAAAUUGAAAGCUGAUUUUACCAUUCGUGAUGACAGCAAUAGAACGGUUCUUCACUAUGCAAUUGCAUAUCCUGAAACAUUGAGAAUUUUGCUUAAGAAAAAGGAUCUCGUGCCGUUGCUUAUUAACGAGAAAGAGAUAGACUCCCAUUCAUAAUGCUCCCAUUCAUAAUGCCGCCUUAAAAGGAUUUCUUGAGAGUGUCCGUAUUUUGUUAGAAUAUAACGCUGAUCUGAAUGUCUUCACGAACACUUCUCGUUCG